Messenger RNA from Petromyzon marinus (sea lamprey), 2419 nucleotides. RefSeq names its product non-selective voltage-gated ion channel VDAC2-like. Gene Ontology annotation, biological process: monoatomic anion transmembrane transport. Gene Ontology annotation, cellular component: mitochondrial outer membrane. The record is from RefSeq and is a predicted model, not a curated record. Lineage: Eukaryota; Metazoa; Chordata; Hyperoartia; Petromyzontiformes; Petromyzontidae. Gene Ontology annotation, molecular function: voltage-gated monoatomic anion channel activity.
GUUCUGAGAGCGAUUACAGCCUGCAACCUGGUUCCCUGUCACUCGAACCAAUUGGGCCUCGUAAUCAUCGACGCAUGGAUGCAAUUGUUUUUAUUUAAAUGCUACUCAAUUGCUCCCUUGAGAUAGAGCAUCUCGUUUGCAAGGGCAGUUCGGGGACGCACAAUUCGCGGUGCUUUGCAGUACUGCAGUUGUACUGCAGAGAGCGUGUGUACCGAGGAGCACGAGUGCUGCCGUCUGUGUUGAGCAGGGAGACCGGGGGCCUGCGGUGCGGAUGCAGGGCGACAGGGGAUGAUGACGCGCCAUUGUCUAUGACACCGCGGAAGUGACACGCCGCAUGAGAAGUACAUCGCUCGUAAUCGCCAUCAUCACGGCGCCAAUACGAGUACUGAAGAGAAGAUAUAACUGGUUUAAAGCGAGGGUCUGUGCUGUUAUAACGGUGUCUGCGCGUUAACCCCGCGCCAUCACGGGGACGUCGCCCGCCAGGGUGCACCACCUGCCUCGAGGAGCCGCAGUCCCCGCGCUCAUCGCGCCCGUGAGGGUCUCCUGUGCUCCUCUCUCUGGCCGCUGCUCUCAACUCGGAUUCCUCCCCUCUCUUUCCUGUCCUCUGUGCUCUCCGCGCUCUCUCCUCUCCACGCGGAGUCGCCACCUCUCCCCGCGGGGCCAUGGCGCGGUGCGAGGAGAAGGCGCCGCCCUUCUUCGAGAGCCUGGGCGAGGCGGCGCGGGAAGUCUUCACCAAGGGCUACGGCUUCGGGCUCGUCAAACUGGACUUCACGACCAGGGCGGCCAGUGGAGUGGAAUUCAACACCCGCGGGGCAUCCCACACGGACUCGGGCCGAGUGAGUGGCGCCCUGGAGACGCGGUACAGCUGGCCCGAGCGCGGCCUGCGCCUCGUCGAGUGCUGGAGCACGGACAACUGCCUGGGCACGCGCAUCUCGGUGGACGACCAGUUGGCAAAGGGGCUGCAGUUGGUUUUUGACACAAGUUUUUCUCCAAACACUGGCAAGAAGACUGGGCUGGUGAAGGUUCUGUAUGCACGACCAUUUGUUUCGGCCACAACGGACGUGGAUGUGUCCUUGGGAGGGCCCAUUGUGGCCAGCUCCGUGGUGCUCGCAGCUCGAGGCUGGCUCGCUGGGUACCAUAUGGGGCUCGACGUUGGCAAAAGGAAGAUCACUUCUAACCGCAUUUCGCUGGGAUACAUGACCGAGGACUUCCAGCUUCUUACCAACGUAGUUGACGGAGUGGAGUUUUCGGGUUCCUAUUUCCAGCGUGUGAGCGAACGCCUCGACACGGCUGUGCGUCUGGCCUGGAGUGCUGGUGCGCCCCACCCACGCUUCACUUUGGGGGGCACCUACAAGAUUGACCAGAAUGCGUCCGUGUCGGGGAAGAUGAACAGUGCAAGCCUGCUGGGACUGAGCUACACACAAGCCCUGCGGCCUGGAGUGAAACUGAGUCUCUGUGGACUACUCGAUGUAAAGAAUAUCAAUUCUGGCGGUCACAAACUUGGGCUGGGACUGGAGCUGGAGGCUUAGUCUCGUCAUGGCUGGAGGGCACGUGCGUGAUGCACACGUACAUGUACACGCGUGCGAUGCGGGUUCCGACACAGGGCUCAUAUUUGCACGUUAAGGAGUUUUGCACAUGUAUAUAUACUCCUUGCAAUUAGCACAUUUGGCUACAUAUGAUUUGAAAGCAUUUCAACAUGCAUACACAUGUAUAUGUGGAGACAGGAGACGCUAAUCUCUGUCGAUACACUACAGUUAAAAAAUGUUAUAAUGUGAAUAAUUGCACAGUUUAUAUAAAUUAUUUGUUUCUGGAACUGAUAUCAAUCUAUGUAUAAAGGCUACAAAUGUAAACUGAUGCGAAAUCAAAUAUAACAUUCCUGUGCACGAUAAUAAAUGUCCAAACGUGUUAAAUCUGGGGCGAUUGUACAUUAAAAACUAAACGGUUUUAGUGAAUUGUGCAAGGUUAUGUGAUUGCAGUAUAUGGAAUUGUGGGAAUGUUAGCUGUUCCGCAGUGGCUCGUCUUUCACAGUGUUGUGAUGAGCAGUGUAAACUAAACCUCCAAAAGUGGUCUCCACUGUCGGGUGAAUGGCUACCCACACCAACACCCCGCUCGGUGCUGCUGCUAUAGUGGACCUCGCACCCGCAAACGUGGUCCUCACUCCGUCUCUCAUUGGACAUAUUCACAGGCUUGCUGCCUCAGUAUAAAUCCAAGUGUGCAUUUCUCCGUGCUUGGCACACUUUCCAAGUUGUGUUUUGUUGGCAGUAUCUAUGUUUGUGAUCCACACUUAAUAGGAAAUUCGGUGAAGAAACCUUGUAAAUUCAUGUGCUGCUGUAUACUUUGUGGCGUGGUCUCAAAGCACUGGCUGCUGCUGUCCUUGCAUUAAAGCAUUUAUCCGACAAGCAUUGUCUUGCCAAAUUCU